AUGGCAUCAGAAGGAACAUAUAAAGUUAUUGAUUUGGAUCAAGCCUUGCAAGUUGCUUUGAAGGCUUGUGAAUUGGCUGCUAUUGAAAUUAAACAACAUUUUGCUAGUCAGCAAAAAGCCUUCUUGACCAAAUCGACUGUAAUUGAUAUGGUCACACAGACAGAUAAACGUGUUGAGGAGAUUGUGUCUCAACAUUUACUUACAAAUUAUCCCGAUCAUCAAAUUAUUGGUGAAGAAUAUAAUAAUCAUGAUACAACUCUUAUAUUGAAUGGAUAUAGUUGGAUUAUUGAUCCUAUUGAUGGAACUACUAAUUUUGUCCAUCGUAAUCCAGGAGUUUGUACAAGUAUUGCAUUAGCUUGUUGUGGACAAGUUGUUAUGGGUGUUGUUCACAAUCCAAUCAUGAAUGAAACAUUUUAUGCAAUUAAAGGAAAGGGAUCUUUCCAAAAGACUCCAUUCACAAAUCAAGUUUUUGAAAAGAAUGUCAUUUCACAAUGCGAAUCAAUUGAAGGAUCUUUACUCUCAAGUAAUUUCCCAUACGGAAGAACUGAAGAAAUUUUAGGAAUGGUCGAAAAGAAAUAUGGUGCCUUCUUGAGAAGAGGAUGUCAUGGAAUUAGAGGAAGUGGAAGUGCUGUCAUUAAUUUGUGUUAUGUUGCAAAUGGUUCACUUGAUGCUUACUUUGAAAAUGGAAUUCAAAUCUGGGAUAUGGCUGCUGGUAAAAUUAUUGUCGAAGAAGCUGGUGGUACAGUUUGUGAUCCAAUUGAUUUGGAUGUCAAGGAAGAAGUAUUAUUACAAAAGCACAGAUGUCUUGCCACUUGCACAAAAUCUUUGGCUGCUGAAAUGGUCGAAGUUUUGAGAAAGAUUGAAACUGGAGAAUAA
This is a messenger RNA of Naegleria gruberi, 876 nucleotides long. RefSeq names its product inositol monophosphatase. The coding region runs from base 1 to 876 and encodes 291 amino acids. The transcript has a single exon. Gene Ontology annotation, molecular function: inositol monophosphate 1-phosphatase activity. Lineage: Eukaryota; Heterolobosea; Eutetramitea; Acrasida; Naegleriidae. The record is from RefSeq and is a predicted model, not a curated record. Gene Ontology annotation, biological process: phosphatidylinositol phosphate biosynthetic process; inositol metabolic process; signal transduction.